GCUGCAGCCGGACCUCUCUCACGUUACGGCAUCAACACCAACCUGGGCCCCAUCUCAAUCUUCGUCCCCACUGCGGCUCUAUACCGCCCACCCUGAAUCACCAUGGCCUCACUCCAGGGAAAGAAGGAUAUGCGACGCGCCGACCUCAUCGUGCCCUACGCCGAGCCGGCCAAAGACAAGUCAGAUGGCGACAUGUCGAGCACAAUGGCCAGCACGCUGCCCAUGGCUGCUGUAUUCACCCGGAACAAGAUGAUCGGCUGGGUAUCCGUGGUCUUCUCGGUGCAGUCCUGGCUCGCUGAGACCUCAGAGCAAAAGAAGACGUCCACCACCCCGGCUUACUUCUCCGUUGGCAUGGCUGUCAUGUCUCUGCUCGUCAGUUACUCUUCCCUCAUCUUGCCGCCACCUGGCAGCAUCGGUACGGGCACCGGGACACAGGCAGCACCAGCUGCGGCGCCUCCAUCGUAGUCUUCACCAUGCAUGCAUGAAGCGUUGCUGUGUUCAGCAUCGGCGCGCUAGCCGUUGAGCACGGCAGGUGUACUGUGUAACUGUAUAAUGGAUGGGCCGCCGAAGACGUGAAAACGCGAGAGUUUCGCCAAUGGCAAUGUGGGCCGAAUAACGGAGAGCUGGGUAGACGCAUGAAUUCAUUCAAGCAAAUCAGCUCCAAGUCUGACCUUCGCCCAAUCUGAUGUCUCACUAAGUCG
Didymella exigua CBS 183.55 is the source of this 701-nucleotide messenger RNA. RefSeq lists its product as uncharacterized. The transcript is spliced from 8 exons. Gene Ontology annotation, molecular function: protein folding chaperone. Bases 103 to 465 code for a protein of 120 amino acids. Gene Ontology annotation, cellular component: endoplasmic reticulum membrane. Gene Ontology annotation, biological process: protein insertion into ER membrane. The record is from RefSeq and is a predicted model, not a curated record. NCBI's taxonomy places the organism in Eukaryota, Fungi, Ascomycota, Dothideomycetes, Pleosporales, Didymellaceae.